Molecule: messenger RNA, 607 nt
Organism: Suillus subalutaceus
Lineage: Eukaryota; Fungi; Basidiomycota; Agaricomycetes; Boletales; Suillaceae
Exons: 2
Coding region: 241-576 (111 amino acids)
Source: RefSeq, a predicted model, not a curated record
UUAAAACCCAGCCCGGCAACAUCAUAUUGUUUCUCUAUUCCUUACUCUCGAGCUUCCAAGCUCAUUUCUUUCUCGGAGAUGAGCACAGUGUAACACUUAUAAGGCAGCAGGAACACUCUUAUCUUCACGUUGGGCAGUCUCCACGUCGUUGCUGAUUCAGAAUCAGUUUCAAGGGAUUUGUUUCAUCUGGCAUGCCUACCUUCGUAUGAAACGCCGUGACUAGGAAAGGCAUAAGAACACAUGCGCAGCAGACUAUACCAGGUACUCACAUUCCUCUGUUGUCAGAGCCAGGGAAGUGAUCCACCAGCGCAGGCCAUCCUCGCCCAUUUGCGGUUUGCCUGGAAUCGGCGCAUUCAAAUUUCAGUGGCCCUUCGUGGAGAGGCAGAUGGCGCGAUGACAUUAUCACACCGAAUCGGAGGCUCUGGCUGUUCAUGUACUCGGCCCACAGGAGGCAUAUACAACUAUGUACAGCACAUCAGGAAACUCAAUGCCUUCGCCCAGACGGAUUGCCACGAACUUCACUCCAGCCUUCUCCUCAUCCUAUUAUCUUAUAACCUGCACGUGUUGCAUGCGUAAAUGGGGUCGUAGCUAACGAGGCACUGUCGGC